Molecule: messenger RNA, 1243 nt
Organism: Batrachochytrium dendrobatidis JAM81
Lineage: Eukaryota; Fungi; Chytridiomycota; Chytridiomycetes; Rhizophydiales
Exons: 2
Coding region: 16-1194 (392 amino acids)
Biological process (GO): regulation of store-operated calcium entry
Cellular component (GO): endoplasmic reticulum membrane
Source: RefSeq, a predicted model, not a curated record
AAACUGCAAUUCAAAAUGAAGUCCUGCUCUCGGCAGAUGUUUCAACACUCUUCUCUAGUGACACUCUUGCUUUUUUUAGUAUGCAUUCUUGCACCAACAGCUACUGCUGCUUCUCAUAAAAAAGUUCGCUUAACAAACAUUCAGGCAUUGACUCUUCACGCCGGACGAAUGACUACUGCUCGUCGAUCAUCUCCUGUAAAGCAGCUCUCUUGUGUCAAUUCUGGAAACAGUGGUUUCUUUUCAUCUUCAAAGUCAGCCUGUUCAGAUACUGCUCUCUUGCCUCAAACUGUCCAGUGUAUCAACAAGGGAACAGAUGGAGUGGAUGUACAAUGGGCAUGCACUGCUGAACUGGAUAGCACUGUCAAGUUUGGAUCUGAAAUGGUUGUUGCGUGUGAAGGUUGGGCAUAUCCCGAAGACCCAUUUGUGCUUGCUGGUUCAUGUGGACUUGAAUAUACUCUUGUCCGGACUGCAUUGUACGAUCGCACUCGACCAAGCAAGGAACACCAUCGAUUUGGAGAAAAAUGGAAACCUUCCUGGUCAUUCUGGAAAUCUAAAGAACACUAUUAUACUGAAAACACAGACGGUAGCAGUUGGAUUGGGUUUAUUAUCUGGACAGCCGUAUUUGCCUUUAUUGCCUAUCGGAUCUCGCUUGCCUGUUGUUCCAAACCUAGACGCCAGGGAAACCAUCGUACUACCGAGACUCGGGGUACUUUUCACAGCACAGCUCAUGCUGGCACUUCAUUCGAUCCAAAUUCUGGACCACCUCCACCUUAUAACGAUGGAUGGGAGUCCCAAGACAAUACUCAUCAGCAUGCGUCUGCACCCCACCCGGGAGCAUAUCCUAGUUCAGGUGGCGGAAAUAGUCAAAACAGCGAUGGCAGUCGUUCUAAUAAUGACGGAUUUUGGUCUGGAUUUACUUCUGGCAGUAUUUUGGGAUCCUUGUUCGGCAAUCGGUCAUAUUGGUACCCAUCUACCAACUACUUUGGUUACGGACCCCAAGCGUAUCCAUCGUAUACCUUUUACCCACCUCGUCCCACUUCCUGGUGGUCAUGGGGAUCUGGAUGGCCACAAUCUACAUAUACCUACUCUAACCCUAUGUUUCGUCGCACAUCCUCUUCGAGUGGUUCAAGAUCUCAAUCUCCUGCACCCAGCACUCGUACUUCCACGACAUAUGGUGGUACAAGGCGUCGAUGAAUGGUUAAAUCCGAGUUGGUUUAAAUGAAAUUGUUUAUAAAAGUUGCAC